Molecule: messenger RNA, 1452 nt
Organism: Trichoplax adhaerens
Lineage: Eukaryota; Metazoa; Placozoa; Uniplacotomia; Trichoplacea; Trichoplacidae
Exons: 7
Coding region: 1-1452 (483 amino acids)
Biological process (GO): actin filament organization
Molecular function (GO): actin filament binding
Source: RefSeq, a predicted model, not a curated record
AUGUUGGGCCAGUUUUCAAUCAGACAUAGUAAAUUUCGCCACGUCUAUGGCCAACCUUAUAGAAGAGACUUGUGCUAUGAUAGUAUCCAUGUCGCUAAGAAUGCCUUCGACUCCUCAUAUUGUGCGGUAAACGGUAAAUUUAUUGCUGUAAUAUUAAGUAGUGGUGGAGGAGGCUCUUUUCUCGUCCUACAAAAGGAGAAGACAGGUCGGGUGGGUAUUAAAUGCCCUCGAGUUGUUGGCCACAGAGGACCUGUUUUAGAUAUUGCAUGGAAUCCAUUCAACGAAAACAUUAUAGCAUCAUGUAGCGAAGAUCAUAGCAUCAGAAUAUGGUUUAUACCGGACGAUGGCAUACCAUUAAAGAUUAAAAAGCAGGAUGAUGAAGAAGAAAGAGUAGAGGAAUUAGACGAGUCAGUCAUAAUACUAAAUGGUCAUUCACGCCGUGUCAACAUGGUAGUCUGGCAUCCAACCGCUAAUAAUGUACUUGCAAGUAGUAGCUAUGAUUUAAGCGUAGUAAUUUGGAAUGUUGCCCAAGGUUCUAUCUUAAAUCGAAUCGACUGCCAUAAACUACCUAUUUUUUGUAUUGCAUUCAACAACGAUGGCAGCUUGCUAGCAUCCACAAGUAAGGAUAAAAAACUAAGAGUGAUUGAUCCAAAGACAUCGGAAGUUAAAAACGAAGGCAUAUGUCACUUCGGUUUAAAAGGUGCUCGCGUCAUCUUUGCUGGAAAAUUUAAUAAAAUCAUAACUACUGGCUUUUCUAAACACAGUGAACGUCAAUUUGCUGUCUGGGAUCCGGACAAUCUGAAAGACCCAAUUAAAUUAGAAGGCAUUGAUAGUGGCACCGGAAUAUUAUUUCCAUUCUAUGAUCAGGAUAGAAAUAUUUUAUACCUAGCUGGAAAAGGUGAUGGAAAUAUCCGCUUUUAUGAACUGUUUGAUCAAAAGCCAUACUGCUAUUUCUUAAACCAAUUUAAAUCGCCAUCGCCUCACCAGGGCUUAACUUGCUUACCAAAUCGAUACCUUGAUGUACCCAAAUGUGAAAUUUUUCGAUUUUAUAAAUUACAUUCCCAAGGUUAUCUCGAACCAGUGAGCAUGAUUGCUCCAAGAAAGUAUGAUAGCAUCCAAACUGAUCUCUAUCCAUUGACUAAUGCUGGUAUACCAUCAAUGGAAGCUAUGGAAUGGUUCGAAGGCGCUAGUAAGCCUCCAGUGUUGAAGUCAAUAACCGAAGACGCUAUAGCCGAGUACCGUAGUAGAGCAAAAUCAAUAACUAAAAUGGCGUCGGCAGUAAAUAAAAAUAAUGCCUUACUGGAAGAAGAAGCCAAAAAACGUGGCCUUGAAAAUAUGACAAAAGAACAACUAAUCAUAGCCUAUAAGCUGCUGCAGCAAGAACUUGAAAAUGUUAAGAAAGAAUUAGCACUCAAAAAUCAAGAAAUUAAAAAACUAAAAGAGAAAUCUUAG